Molecule: messenger RNA, 2009 nt
Organism: Jaminaea rosea
Lineage: Eukaryota; Fungi; Basidiomycota; Exobasidiomycetes; Microstromatales
Product: WD40 repeat-like protein
Exons: 1
Coding region: 48-2009 (653 amino acids)
Molecular function (GO): protein binding
Source: RefSeq, a predicted model, not a curated record
CCUUUGCUUCCUUCCUUUCAACGUCACUCUCUCAGCCGUCGCACAACAUGGCACCAUCCCUAUCUAAGAAGCGCCAAAAAGAGGCAGCCUCGGCAUCGAAGCCAGCGCUCGUCUUCAGAAAGAGCGCCAAAAGAGCAAAGACGGAGGCGGAUGCUCCUGCACCUCCGGCUAAGAAGUCGAAGCCGACGCCAACGCCCCCGCCUACCAAGAAGGCCGCGCAGCCAGCACAGCCUGCGAAGCCGCUCAAGAGUGCAAUGAAGAAGCCGUCACCUCGACAAGAGUCCGUUAAGAAGGCAGCUGCAGGCUCACGUCCGCCACCUCCCGCUGUCAAAAGGGCGGACGCCAAAGGAAAGGGUAAGGCUCCUGCCCCUUCCUCAGCCGCUGCUCCUCGCUCGUCCAGCACCAAGCCUGCUCCUGCUAUCAUGCCCACGACUACCUGGAUUCAGCCUCCCUCUCCACUUCCCUCAAUGCGCAUCAUCGCUGGCUCUUACGAGCGCCUCCUCUAUGGCCUGCAAGCGGAUGUGCAGCCCAGCUCUACGCCCUCUUCGCUACAACUUGCUCUCAAGCCAAUCUUCCAAUUCACAGCCCACCCGUCCAGCAUCAAGUGUCUCGCUACGGCGGGCCCUCACGCUAAGUGGCUGGUAACAGCAGGGGCGGACGAGUUGAUCAAGAUUUGGGACUUGCGCCGAAAGAAGGAGGUGGGCUCCCUCUCCGGCGCUGAGUCCUUCGGCCCUCCGAUGAGCCUCUCUUUCCCUCUUCCUUCUCACCUGCUUUUGAGCGCAGAAGGGGUCAUUCUGCUCUACCGUACGCGUGACUGGGCGCUGCUACACACAUUCAAGGGCCACACAGGUCGGGUAAACUUCGUCUCCACGCACCCAUCUGCCAAGCUGGCCCUCUCGGGCGGCCAAGACGGCGUACUGCGUGCGUGGGACCUGACGCGGGGAAAGAACCUGGGAGGUACAAAGAUGGGCAUGGAUACCGGAGGGGAGAUGGAACAGCUGCGCUGGUUCGGAGGAGGCGGAAGAGGGGACUUCUUUGCCUUGCUGGGCAGGACGGUCGUAAGGAUCUUCAGGAGGAACAUGAAUGAAGUGGCAAGGAUCGGCGCUGGAACUACGACCGGCACCAGGUUGAACGAUAUUGCAGUCUGGGAUCUGAGCAGUCACCUGAACAAGGAGAUGGAAGGGUUCGAGAGGCUCAAGGACCUCACCUUGAUCCUGGUGGCAAGGGAGGACAAGAAGGUUGGCGUGUACCUCUUCGACAAGAAGAGGUUCGACGAGCUGGACAGGAAGGAUGCGGAGAGGGAGGAGCAAGACGAGGAGGAAGACGGAGAGGACGACGAUGACGAUGACGAUGACGACGUCGACGAGUCGGAGCGCACCCUCCAAUCCAUCGCCACUCUGGAGGGUCACUCAAGUCGCGUCAAGUCUUUGGCCAUGCAGCCCCUCUCUCUACAUCAAAAGGAUGACGAACCCUCUUCAGCGUGGGUGCUCACUGCCACGACCAUCUCUUCCGAUGGACAAGUACGCAUCUUCAACCUCGAUGCCAUCACCCAGCUAGUCAGAGACGACCCGUCUACGUUCGCAGAAAAGGAGCUAGCUCUUCAGCCGUGCGCAUCGUACGACACCAAAGGGGCGCGACUCACCACUCUCAGCGUCGUGGGCGGGGAUGGGGCCCUUCCGCAGGGUCAGGCCGACAAUGACGAGGAGGAGGAUAGCGAGGAUGAUAAGGACGCAGCAAGGGGUGGCGCCGCGUCUGAGAGCGAAUUCGAGUCUGAGUUCGAAGGCGACGCAGACGAUAACGACGAGGCUGAGCUGAAGCGCCUCGAGGAGGUGGUGAGAAAGGCACAAAAGGCCGGCAUUGAUUUGGAUGAGCUGGUCAGGAUGGCUGGGGAGAGUGGUGAGGAGGGCAGCGAUGGAGAUGAUGACAUGGACGGCGAGGUGAUCGGACUAGAGGGCGAGGAACAGGAUGGGGAUGACAGUGGUGAUGAGGGCGAGGUGGAAAGUGAUUGA